AAUGAUGCCAUACAACAGAGAUAGGCAUUAAUAGAGAGAGGGUUUGGAAAAAAAACAGAACAGAGAGAGGGAAAAAUGGUCACUUUCAAGUCUGAACAAGAGUUGAAGGAGAUGGGAACACGCCUAACUAAGGAAGCAGAGCUCGUGCAACGACUCUCGUGAUAACAAAAACAGCCGGACCAACCUCCUUUAUUUUAAUAACAAGAAGACGGCCAGUAAAGCUUUGCCCUUUCUUUUCCUUUUUUUUGUUUUUACAUUAAAAAAUUGCAUAUUUUUCAAUAAAUUAACAAUUUCAAGCUCGCCAUGGUUGCUGCCCGAAACAAGUGCUAAAACCCAGCUUGGAGAGAUCAGGGAUCGAAAUUGAUUGGCCAUCUGCAAAUCCACAAGAUUAUUGAACCCCCGAAGAUAGAAGAAGUUGUUUAUUGUGGACAAGAAUGGGUUGUAGCUGCUUUGGUGCUUCAGUUGCUGAUAGGAAAAGGAGUUCUGGUCACUUUGGCCAUGAUCUUGAUGGAAAUUUGCUGGAAAAUAUUAAAACUUUCUCCUACAAUGAAUUAAGAUUGGCAACCGAUAAUUUCCAUUCCAGUAAUAAGAUAGGGCGAGGAGGUUUUGGAACUGUUUACAAGGGAACCCUGAGAAGUGGAAAGCAAGUUGCUGUGAAGACACUUUCCGCUCGGUCGAAGCAGGGAGUCCGUGAAUUCUUAAAUGAGAUUAUUGCUAUAUCAAAUGUCAGGCAUCCAAACCUUGUUGAGUUGAUUGGGUGCUGUGUUGAAGGAGCUGAUCGGGUUUUGGUCUAUGAGUAUGCUGAGAAUAACAGCCUUGAUCGUGCAUUGUUAGGUUCAAAGAGUAAAAACCUCAUACUCAAUUGGGAAAAAAGAUCAGCCAUUUGCUUGGGUACUGCUAGGGGUCUCAUGUUUCUUCAUGAGGAGCUGAUGCCACAUAUUGUCCAUAGAGAUAUCAAGGCUAGUAAUAUACUUCUAGACAGAGAUAUUAACCCCAAAAUUGGAGACUUUGGGUUGGCUAAACUCUUCCCUGAUAACAUUACUCAUAUUAGCACAAGGAUUGCAGGAACAACUGGUUAUUUAGCACCAGAAUACGCUCUGGGAGGUCAGUUAACCAAGAAGGCUGAUGUUUACAGUUUUGGUGUUCUUGCUCUUGAAAUAGUUAGUGGCAGAAGCAGCGCCAAGGAAAACUGGGGAGGGACAGAAAAGUUUCUCCUCGAAUGGGCAUGGCAGCUACAUGAAGAAGGAAGACUAUUGGAGCUUGUUGACCCAGAGAUGGGGGAAUUUCCCGAGGAAGAACUCCUUAGGUACAUGAAGGUUGCAUUUUUCUGCACCCAAGCAGCAGCAAGCCGAAGGCCAACGAUGAGCAUGGUUGUUGAGAUGCUCUCAAGAAACAUCAGAAUCAAUGAGAAGCAACUUACAGCCCCAGGUUUCUUCAACAAUUCAGGGAGCCUCAGCGGACCUUCUUCAAGUAAAAAAUCAUCUGCCGACACAACUAGCUAUCAGAUGAGUUCCGUCCCUGACACUAUAACUCAUUUAGCACCUCGCUGAAGAAGAAUAAGAAUAAUGCACUUCUUGCAAUUUAAAGGAAGACGGAGAUGAAAUUAUCUACUAGUCCACAAGAAGUUAUUCCAAUAGUUCAUACAGUUAUCUUCUUUAACCUUUUACACGUUUUUCGCUUCUUCGUCUUUUGUUAGCCAAUUUGAGAAGGGAGAGGGUGGUUUGAGCAGAAUUUAUUUGAGGUUGCGAAUUUGUAAUGUUAUGUUAGUCUGAUGCUGUUUUCUUUUUUCUUUUUGAUUCAAUCGUUAUCUUAUGUACAAUGGAAGAGAAGAAUGUUGUAUAGUGAAACAGAAUUUAAUCAAUACACACUCUUGACUCUUUUCUCUCCUA
Messenger RNA from Prunus avium (sweet cherry), 1889 nucleotides. Its product is annotated as putative serine/threonine-protein kinase. The record is from RefSeq and is a predicted model, not a curated record. Gene Ontology annotation, molecular function: protein kinase activity; ATP binding. Lineage: Eukaryota; Viridiplantae; Streptophyta; Magnoliopsida; Rosales; Rosaceae. Gene Ontology annotation, biological process: protein phosphorylation.